AUGAAGUGCUUAGUCUGGAAUGUCAGAGGCAUGAAUGCCUCAACUAAACGGCUGGGGAUUAAGAAGGUGUGCCAAGAUCAUCAGGCUAAAUUGGUUUGUCUUCUGGAAACAAAUGUUAAGGUGGAUAAUUGUGGUGCUAUUUUUGAUAAUUUUAUUCCAGAUUGGAAGUAUGUGCACAAUGGUGAGAUUGAUAAUACUAUUCAGAUUUGGUUGGGCUGGGAUCCGAGUUGUUUUAAUGUUGAAGAAAUUCAAAAAACUAAGCAGUUUAUUCAUGCCAAGGUGUCGAUUAUGGGAACUGCUGGCUCUUUCCUUUGCACUGUAGUGUAUGCUCUCAAUACUGUGGCAGGGCGGAAGGAUUUGUGGGAGGAUGUGGGAAGUCUUGCUAGUGCUAUUGCUACUCCAUGGGCUGUCUUAGGGGAUUUCAAUGUUAUUCGGAAUCAUAAUGAGAAAAUUGGUGGGGACCCGGUUCGGUUUGAGGCUAUUGAUGAUUUCAACACUUUUAUUGAAGACUCUGAGCUGAUUGACUUGAAGUGGAAAGGGGAAGCUAUGACUUGGAAUAACAGGCAAAGUGGUGAUGCUAGAAUUUACUGUAAGCUAGAUAGGGUGAUGGUAAACUUGGCUUGGAUGGAUGUUUUCAGAACUUCAGAGGCUAUUUUUCACCCUCCUGGUCUCUCUGACCACUCUCCUGUAGUGGUGGCUAUGUUAGAUGAGGUUAAUUUUGGCCCUAAACCUUUCAGGUUUUUUGAAGCUUGGAUUGGUAGAGCUGGGUUUGAUGAUAUGGUUCGGAAGGGCUGGGAACAGCCUGUUAGCUUGCUCCUCAAUCCCAUCCUUAGGUUUGCUGCUCAGUUAAGGAAUGUUAAAAAAGAGCUGAAAAAGUGGAAUAAAGGGUGCAUUGGAGAUGUUUUUGUUGCGGUUAAGGCUGCACAAGCUGAGUUGUGCCAAACUCAAUGCAAUCUUAGGGACCACCCUGAUGACCCGAAUCUGGUUCUUUUGGAGACUCAAGCUAAGGUGAAGCAGAAUAGGAAGCAUAUUCUCGAGAUUAAAGGGGAAGGAGGUGAAAUUGUUAAGGAUCCUAGCCAGAUCAAAGAUGAAGCUAUCUCUUUCUACAAGAAGUUGUUUGGAUCUGAUUCGGUGGAUGGUGGUUGUUUUCCCAACUCGGUCCCCUUGCAGAAUGGCCUGUCCCUCUCUCAACAGGGAAGUCUUAUUGGUAGGGUGUCCAAUAAGGAGAUUUUGGAGGUUGUGUUUGCUAUGAAAAAUUACAGAGCUCCAGGAUCGGAUGGGUUUGGGGCUGCUUUUUUCAAACAUUCUUGGGAUGUGGUUGGUGAAGAUUUGACUCUAGCAGUGAAAUGGUUCUUCA
Molecule: messenger RNA, 1357 nt
Organism: Telopea speciosissima
Lineage: Eukaryota; Viridiplantae; Streptophyta; Magnoliopsida; Proteales; Proteaceae
Exons: 2
Molecular function (GO): catalytic activity
Source: RefSeq, a predicted model, not a curated record